This is a messenger RNA of Mycena indigotica, 1062 nucleotides long. RefSeq lists its product as uncharacterized. The transcript has 4 exons. NCBI's taxonomy places the organism in Eukaryota, Fungi, Basidiomycota, Agaricomycetes, Agaricales, Mycenaceae. Bases 1 to 1062 code for a protein of 353 amino acids. The record is from RefSeq and is a predicted model, not a curated record.
AUGUGGCAAGCCCUGACCUUUGUUGUGCACCAUUUUCUGACCACCAUGGCAGGUCACUGCUUCUGUCGACCGUGUAUAACCCAAAUUGUGCGAUGUCCGAAACCGCAAAGACGUUGCCCAAACUGUCGGGCCGUAAUUCGUGGUGCAGACGAUGCGCAACCGAUAUUCCUCGAAAUUGUUGCGGUGAAGCCGAUGGCCAGCAUGGUGGCCGAAGGUCUAGGCAGGAUGGAUGCUGACGCAAGGGUGGUGAGCGUACAGAAAGCAGGAAAGAAGCUAGAUCAGGUUGCCGCAACAGAAGGCAUUGAGAGGGAGGUUUUGAUAGAAUUACUUCAGGCUAUCACGGACUUCAAUGCUCGGAUUGUCCCCGUGUUUGUCAAGGCUCGCGAACAGGAGGCUGAAAUCAUCGUGCUGAAGAAGCAGCUGGAGGAUGCUCAAACGUUGCGCGACCAGGCCGACCUUGUCUUGCAACUCAAAGGAGAGGCGGCACUGUUACGAGCUAAUAACCUCAAGUUGCGUCAGGAUUUGAAAGCCUCCGAGGAACAAACAGAUCAAGCAGUCAAAUUGGUAGCAGAAAGAGCACAAGAGGUCAAGAAAACUCAAGCAAAACUGGACGACAUAGAGGUCAGGGGUCAAAGCGAAAUUCGACGCUUGAAAGGGCUAUUAGAACGAAAUGCCGACGAUCGAAACCGAGAGCGGCAAAAAAUAGGCACUAUUUCAAGUCAACGAGACUCUUUACAACAGCAGCUCGUUGCUUUACAAAAAGAGUUCGAGAGAGUGAGGGAGGACGACGACGACCUAGAAAUCGUCCUAGACGACGCGCAAAGUUCGGAAAUGUCGGAACCACCACGUCCCACGCAGCCAUUGUUGCCCACACCAGGAAGGAUGGUCAAGCUUGGCUUCGAGGGCAUGCCAAAACCGGGAUUUAGUAGUGAUUGGCAGCUUGGGCGAGGUACGAAGCGGAAAGAGCGGGAGGAGACAACUACAGUCGGCCUCAAGCAAGGUGGUCUACUGCAGCUUGGCCCGAAGCGGACGAUACGGGUCAAAGCGGUCCAGGCCAAAUAG